AUGAGUAAGAGAGAUUUGGAUGAUCACUGCAUAUUUUUAAAAGAAUAUUUUUAUUUUAAGCUUAACCAGCAUGUUGAUAAGCACCAGGCUGCAGAGGCUAAGCUUGAAGAAAAGACAUCAGAGUCAUUAAAGACUCAUGUUGCUCUUCAUCAGCUUGUAGAGAAGUACUACACCGGUACUGCAUCAAUGCAAGACAACAUUGCCAAAGAACUGAGCCACGGGAACUCCUGCAGCCACGACCUCUGGAAAGUGCGCUGCUGGGGCAGCAGGAAGGACUGGGGCCGGCCGAGUAGGGUCAGCCCGAAUCCUCUCCGGCUGCAGCCACCGCCGUUUCCCUCCUCGUCCUCCUGGCCCACAGCGCCUCCAGCUCCUUCACCGGGCGUCGCGGCUCGCUCCUUGCUGCCGGGCCCGUCCAUCCCUUCCAGCUCCCCGUCCGGCGGUGGCGGCGGGGGCUCCUCCUCCUCCUCUUCCUCGGACUCGUUGCUGCUGAUUGAGCCGCCGUCGACCACCCGCACCGAGGAGACCUCUUGCUCCGGAGCCUCAAUCUCCUCCUCCAAACUCCGGAGAGGUCGGAUGAAUUACGGACGGUAUAAAGUUGCGAGCGGACAGGCCUUGUCCGGGAAGGUGCCAAACGGCGGCUUCUUUUACACCCCCACCUCCUCCAGAUGUUGUUUUGUUCGGGGGUCCUACCCCCCCACCACCAUCAACAACAACAACAACAACAACAACAACAACCACAACCGCCGCCACUUCCUCCUCGUGCACGGUCCAGGCUCCAGCCGCUCGCGCUCCGCCAGCGCCAGCGGCUUCGAGUCCGCGAGACACGCAGCGGACGCCAACGGGCAAAGCUCCCAGAGUGCACCGCGCGCCGCCACCACCGUCUCCAUCCUUCAGGGCCGGGCUCCGCUUCCAGGUCAAGCAGCCAAUCACUGGGGGUCAGCGCCGUUCAUUUCGAUGUAGAUGGCAGACAGAUUGAAGAAACAUCUCAAAAUUGUAUUUCCUGAGCAAACAGAUUCUGCAAGACUUCAAGGCAACUAUUCAGAGCAACACACUCCACAACAUUCUAUGCUUUAUUCUUCUGCCUUCAAUUCAUUGACCAAAGUGCUAUUUUUUUCAUAAAGCAGCGAUUUUGGAUUUUUGUUUAUUUUUUUUCUCUCUCUUUCUGAAGUAAGUGAGUGCCUAUGCACGUAUUUUGUGGAUGUUUAGAGAGAUAAGCAUUUAUACUUAUAUAUUACUUACUGUGCAUGUCAACUGAUGAUUGAUUGAAUUUUUUUGAUUAAAUGUUGUUAUGACAAACUAA
Molecule: messenger RNA, 1300 nt
Organism: Rhincodon typus (whale shark)
Lineage: Eukaryota; Metazoa; Chordata; Chondrichthyes; Orectolobiformes; Rhincodontidae
Exons: 4
Coding region: 1-960 (319 amino acids)
Source: RefSeq, a predicted model, not a curated record